Molecule: messenger RNA, 2351 nt
Organism: Ceratitis capitata (Mediterranean fruit fly)
Lineage: Eukaryota; Metazoa; Arthropoda; Insecta; Diptera; Tephritidae
Product: NF-kappa-B inhibitor cactus
Exons: 6
Coding region: 282-1736 (484 amino acids)
Molecular function (GO): protein binding
Source: RefSeq, a predicted model, not a curated record
AUUGCUAUCUCAGUUUAAAAACGGCAGUGGACGAAUAAAAAUGUGCUAUAUUUAUUAAAAAAUUUAAACAAUCGGGGGGACAAUAGCAAGUGUAAAAUUAAACUGAGUAAAAUAAAUAUGUUAAGUAUAUAAAAUAAGAGUGCAUUCAUAAAGAGUUUAGUGACGGAAGAAUCGCAAAUCUAAUACAAGCUUAAGCGCAUCUUACGGUGGAGUAAAUUUAUUAGCGAAAGCAAAUUUCGAGGCAAUCAUAAAAACAAAGCAAAAGAACAAAUAAGCUGAAAAUGUCGAAACAAAACCCAACCGCGUUUAAAAGUACAAGUGAUAACAAGGCAAGGGAAGAUAUACGCUGUGGCAGUGACUCUAGUAGUGCUUGUGGAUACAAACCAAACAUAGUACAUUUAGAUAAUUCAGAAAGUAAAGAAUUCAAAGGAGGUAUUAACGUAGAAGAUCUGACCCACGGCUCGGAUUCAGGAUUUUUAUCUGGCCCACAAAGCUCUUUAUAUGACGAACAGGAGGAGUUAAGUCAUAGCGCCAUUGGAAGUAACGACUUCAGUCAGAAAACAUCAAAAAUUGAUAGUAUAGAAUGCAACAUCAAGAAUUCUUCGGAAAUAUUGCUACAGCGUCAUGAGAAUAAAGAAGAGGAGGGGAUUUAUGCUGUUGAUUCUGGUUGCAUUGAAGAAGAAGACGAAUACGAAGAGUCCCCCGAUUCCGCUGCCAAAGCCGAACGUCAGUCCAUCAUCAAGCAGCAUAUCACUCUUCAAAACCAACCGCACAUCACAACGGCAACCAGCAAUAAUAAUACAAGCACAAGCGAAAAAAUGAAACUCAAGCAUGAUGUUGACAGUCAUUUAACUGAAAGGUUUUCAAAUAUUAGUUUACAGAGUGGAACUGUAAAUAAUUUAAAUGCGUCGGGCAGAGCCACAAAUGCGCAAACGGCACCAACAACAACAACAACAACAAAUAAGAUAUCAGAAUCAGAACAAUUACCAAACUGGGAACAAUACUUUCAGCAAAAUGAUGACGGCGACACCUAUCUACAUUUGGCUUGCAUAGCAGGACAAGAAAACAUAGUAGGCGCUCUAAUUCGAGUCGCUGGAAAUCCCUAUGCACUGAACAUAAAAAACGAUUACGGCCAAACCCCAUUACAUUUAGCUGCGCUCUCAAGGCAAAAAACAAUUUUACGCAUGCUAUUACUUGCCGGUGCUGAGGCACAUUUACGCGACAGUCGUGGAAAUACAGCAUUGCAUUUGGCUUGCAUGUCUGGAGAUGUGCAAUGUGUUAGUGCCUUAACAGUUCCAUUUAGCUCCGAAGAGAUCAAUGAAGCUCAACGUCAUUUUGGCUUUAGUCAAAAUAAACAGUUGAGCUACGCAGAAAUUAGAAACUAUGAUGGUGAAUACUGUGUUCAUUUAGCUACCGAAGCUGGCAAUUUGCAGAUACUAGGCACUCUAGUACGAUUUGGAGCCGAUAUCAAUGCAAGAGAAGGGAAAGGUGGAUACACACCACUACAUAUCGUAAUUGAAAAUAACAACGAGGAAUUGUUCAGUUUCCUACUUAAUGACUGUAAAUCCAAACUCGAUGUUGAAACAACAACUUUCGGCCGACUGACAGCGUAUCAAAUGGCAUGCCGCAUGAAGAGGUCAAAAAUGUACAAAAUUCUAGAAAAAUAUGGCGCAGAACCUCUUUCGCCGCCAGAGAGUGAAUAUGAAGAAAGCAGCGAUGACGAUGAAUUUGAAUAAUAAGUCGAUAAAAUUCAUGCAAUCAACUCUUCGGAAUGUUCUAUGUUUUAGUAGAGCAAAUAUUAAAUAAAUACCAAUUGGUAACCUUACUGUUAAGGCGUUCGCAUAUAAAUACAUUUGUAAAUACAUGCACACAUUUACCGCUGUAAGCAAACAGAGCAAAUAAUUUGAACAAAGAAAUGUCAAAUUCAACUUUCAAGCUUUCCUACUCGUAUAUAUGUAUCUAUGUACAUACACGUACAUACUGGCUAAUGCAACAGAAAUUCUGUGCUUCCUUCAUGCUUGCGGUCUUCGAGGCAAAAGUAUAUCAAAUAGUUGAACUGAACGUAAAGUUUUUUUUAUUUUGUGUUCUUUUCGUAAAGUAUUUUUUAAUGGUUUUCUGUAAUACAAAUAGUAUACAUACAUAUCUUUAAAAAUCUGUAAUACGAAUAUGUAGUGUAUUUCAAGAAAAUGUAUCUUCAAUUUCAUGAUUCUAUUCUCUCUAAGUCAUAAUAGGCUAUGUGUGUAAUAAAAUAUAAUAAUAAGCAUUCAAUUUGAUUAAUGUCAGUUAUAUAGCGAUUACUUUUAUAAUUGUAAUCUGUCUGACAUAUAGAAUAAAAUGAAUACUAAAAUAAA